UGUAUAUAUAUGUCUCCAGAUGCAUCGAGUUCUUAUUUACUUCCUUUUUAUUGUGCUCACCUGGGGACAGUCAAAAGAGCAACAUAAAUGUCCAGCUGGACAGCGCUGGCUAGAUGAAGAGAACCAAUGUGCCAUUUUUGGCCAAAUCAUAACUGGCAUCCAAAAAAAUGGAAUAUGUGAAUGGGGUCUUGUGUCAUGGGGGAAGGCCUGUGUAAAGCUGGGAAAGAAACCCAUUUUAUGUCCCAAAGGUCAAAUAUAUAUUCCAAUAGUAAAACGCUGUGCAGAUUGGUUAAUCGAAGAAGCUACAACAGAAAAAAUAUGAUCGACAAUCACCUUAGAUAUAUUUAUAAAUGUAAUUUUUAGUU
Molecule: messenger RNA, 365 nt
Organism: Drosophila serrata
Lineage: Eukaryota; Metazoa; Arthropoda; Insecta; Diptera; Drosophilidae
Source: RefSeq, a predicted model, not a curated record